This is a messenger RNA of Drosophila hydei, 2393 nucleotides long. It is a transcript of the gene cu, whose product is annotated as nocturnin. Gene Ontology annotation, molecular function: 3'-5'-RNA exonuclease activity. NCBI's taxonomy places the organism in Eukaryota, Metazoa, Arthropoda, Insecta, Diptera, Drosophilidae. The record is from RefSeq and is a predicted model, not a curated record. The coding region runs from base 192 to 2168 and encodes 658 amino acids. The transcript is spliced from 6 exons.
ACUUGAUUGCCUCGAUCUGGCUAGAGCGGUCCAAAGAUAUAUAAAUAAGGAAAAGCAACGCACGCGCGUAUUAAUACAUUGGGUGUUCGGUUCUAAACGCGCAACGGUCGUACGAAUAUUGCGCAUACGCCGCGUGGCCAAUGAUUUAAACUGAAUUUUGUGUGUGUGACAGAGUGUGCCAACGGCAAAAUAUGGACAAUAACACUGACAAGCACGAACAGCGGCUGGGCCAUCGUCGCCAGCCAGCCCUGGGCAAGGCCAUGCCCGUGACUGCCUUGCUGCUAAAUCUGAAUCUUGCGCACAACAAUAAGCCAAGUCAUGCAAGGAGCGCAGCAGCUGACUCGCUGGAUGACGAUGAGCCGCCGCCGCGUUACUUUAACAUAGCCCAAGAGGUGGAACAGCCGCCGUCGCCCAGUGACAGCAAGGAAGCCCAGCCAGAGCUACAAGGUGCUGGAAAGCCGGACAUGCCCUGCCUCAACUGUUGCCAGCGAGCGCCUUUGGACUUAAGUGGACCCGGUCUGGCCAUUAAUGAGAUGUGCCAGCGCCUGUGCAGCGAUGAGUGUCGACGCGGCCUCAGCUUGACUGGCUGCCUGGCCACACAGGAUGCAGAGCAGCUGCGGCAGGAUUUCCUGAAGCAAUAUGAAAUUGCGGAAGCGCUGGCCAAGACCUCGGCAAUGACCUCGACAACACAAAUGAAACAACGUCUCGCCGCACGCAAACUGGAAAUGGAUAUCGAGACACAGGCGGCAGCGGCUUCCACUGAGCCAGCCUGGCUAACCACACCCAGCAAUAAGGCAGCAGCUGCUGUUGCUGGUGGCGUUGUUGCUGUUACUGCUGCCGCUACUGCUGGAGACACGUUGCCGCCAAUCGCUGAUUAUGAGCAGCCGCCGCCGCGAGAUUUGCUGUUGUAUCUUGUGAGGAUGGGCUCGUUCAACUCGGCGCCCAAGAUAAACAAUGUGGACUCGCAAGACGAUGGCCUGGAGCUGCCCAAGGGUCUCAGCACUGCCGCACUACUCGACCACGUGCAACAGCUGCACGGCGCAGGCACCGAGAAGCCAUCGUUGUUGAGUCGUUGUUUCUUGAAGCCCUCGCCGAACAGCGCGGAUGUGACCGACGGUCUGCGCUGCCUCAAGCUGAACUCUGUCUCACGUGUAUGCAGUGCUCCAGCCGAUGGCGCGCAGAACAUCCGAUUGCUGCAGUGGAACAUUCUCUCGCAGACUCUCGGCCAGCACAACGAUGGCUUUGUGCGUUGCCCCGAUGAGGCUCUGACUUGGCAGCACCGCAAGUACUUGAUCGUCCAGGAGAUUCUUCAAAAUCAGCCGGAUGUUGUUUGUCUGCAAGAAGUGGAUCAUUUCAAAUUUCUGCAGACUGUACUGGGCAGCCAGAACUAUGCGGGCAUCUUCUUUCCCAAGCCGGACUCGCCCUGCUUGUACAUCGAGCAGAACAACGGACCCGACGGCUGUGCCAUCUUCUACAAGCGCGACAAACUCCACCUCGUGGGCUACGACACACGCAUCCUUGAAGUGUGGCGCGUGCAGAGCAACCAAGUGGCCAUUGCUGCUCGGCUGCAGCUGAAAGCCAGCGGCAAGGAGUUCUGUGUUUGCACCACACACCUGAAGGCACGUCAUGGCGCUCUGUUGGCCAAGCUGCGCAACGAGCAGGGCCGUGAUCUGAUACGCUUUGUCAAGCAGUUUGCCGGCGAGAGUCCGCUGUUGCUGUGCGGAGACUUCAAUGCGGAGCCCGUUGAGCCCAUCUAUGCAACGAUUCUCGGCUGCGAUCUCUUCAAGCUGGGCAGCGCCUAUGCGGACAUGAAGCUGGAACGUGAGCGGGAAUGGAAACGGGAACAGCAACAGCCGCUGUCGCACACAGACAGCAGCGAAGAUCCCAAUGAGCUCAUUGCCCAGUCCAUCAAGCGCGAACCUCCAUACACCACCUGGAAAAUACGCGAAGAUGGCGAAGAGUGCCAUACCAUUGACUAUGUUUUCUACACGCCACAGCAACUAAAGAUCAAGAACUGCCUGGAAUUUCCGGCCGGAGAACAGAUUGGCAAGAACCGUACGCCCAGCUUUGAGUAUCCUUCGGAUCAUUUUUCGCUCGUGUGCGACUUUGAGCUGGUGGACGAGCCCCUUUCGGAGGGCAACAACAAGUCGCAUGGCUCCAUACAGUAGAGCUUGUCAGCACACGCACACAGCUACACAUAGACAGAAAGACAGAAAUACACACAGACAUAUACACACAGCAAUUACAUAAUAAAUUGUGAUAUUAGCUCUUAGAUACAAUUUUAGCCAUCUAUACAUUUGUACGUAUUAUAUAUACUAUAUAUGAAUGUGGCACGGCAAAGCUUACUAAAACGAGAAAUUAAUCCAUUAAUAAACGAGUGUAACUUUGUAGGA